AUGAUGGACCACAAUUUGUCAAAACCACCACCUCGCUCUCGAAGUGAAGUGACCAUCGCGGUACUUUGCGCUCUCAGCAAAGAGUUCAACGCCGUGGUAGCAGUAUUCGACGAAUCCUGGGAGUCCGCCCACUACGGCAAAGCACACGGUGACCCCAACACAUACACCAUCGGUCGUCUAGGCCCUCAUUAUGUCGUUGCUGUCCUCCUUGCUGGAAUGGGUAAGGUCCAGUCGGCGACGGCUGCUGCCGGCGUCCGCUCCAGUUUUGUUGGUAUUCGACUUGGACUUGUCGUUGGCAUAUGCGGCGGCGCACCCAAAACACCCGACACGUCCGAAGAAGAAGGUGACGAAAUCUUGCUUGGCGACGUCAUUAUCACGAAUAAACUCGUCCAGACUGAUUUCGGACGACAACUGCCAGAUGCUGUCUAUAUUAAAGACACACUCGACGACAGCCUCGGCCGCCAUUCUUCUGAAGUUCGCGGCUUCCUCAAAACCUUGGGCACUUUUCAGAUUGCAAGAGACCUCCGGAACGACACGGCACGUAACCUGACGGAUCUGCUUUCAGUCGAUGGGUUCGAGAAAUUUCGCCACCCAGGGUUUGCUCGAGAUAAACUGUUCCCAUCGGAGUACCGUCAUAAACACCACCAGGCUGGGAAAUGCUCCGUUUGCGACGGUAGUGACAGCGUUUCGGGGAAAGUCUGCGAUGUGGCUCUCAACAGCACAUGCGAGGCACUGGGCUGCGACGAAUCAGGUCUAAUGGUUCGCUCACGCCUUACCAGUCUGAAACAGAGCGAGACUAUGAAACCCGAGCACUACAAACCCGUCAUACACAUUGGUACUAUGGGAUCUAGUGAUCAGGUGAUCAAGUCGGCAUCCCACCGGGACAUGUGGACCUCGAGUCACCAGAUCAUUGGCUUCGAGAUGGAGGGUGCCGGUGUGUGGGACUCGUUCCCAACAAUAGUUAUCAAAGGAGUCUGUGAUUACGCAGACAGCCACAAGAACAAAUCCUGGCAGGGGUACGCAUCAGCAAGCGCCGCGGCUUGUCUAAAAGCUGUAUUGAGACGGUGGACGCCAGUAGACGAGCCAACGGCUCCUAUUGUUGACAUGGGUUCGUCCUCACACACUUAA
Messenger RNA from Fusarium mangiferae, 1128 nucleotides. RefSeq lists its product as uncharacterized. The transcript has a single exon. The coding region runs from base 1 to 1128 and encodes 375 amino acids. Gene Ontology annotation, biological process: nucleoside metabolic process. NCBI's taxonomy places the organism in Eukaryota, Fungi, Ascomycota, Sordariomycetes, Hypocreales, Nectriaceae. The record is from RefSeq and is a predicted model, not a curated record. Gene Ontology annotation, molecular function: catalytic activity.